This is a messenger RNA of Erythranthe guttata (spotted monkey flower), 708 nucleotides long. The record is from RefSeq and is a predicted model, not a curated record. Lineage: Eukaryota; Viridiplantae; Streptophyta; Magnoliopsida; Lamiales; Phrymaceae.
AUGAAUCACUACCUAAGAGGCCUCAACCAUAUAAUCAAGCGCGACGUUCGACUAACCUCUGCCUCUACUUUCCACGGAGUAGUGGACAAAGCCUUAGAAGCCAAACAAGACGAGAUGGAUAUCCGACAAUGGAGACCUCCUCACGACGCCUCUUCUCGACCAUGGAAGAAACCGAACCUCAACAACGCCAAAGGAAAGCAACCGAUCAACCGAGCAACCGUGACCCCGAGCAACAAGCCCUUUUUCCCUAAAUGCAAGCGAGAACACUCUGGCGAUUGUGUUGCCGGAACCGACCACUGUUUUCGAUGCAAGAAGCCCGGACAUAUGGUCCGAGACUGCCCUAUCGCCCCGAGACAAGUGCCGGGACGAGUAUUCGCCAUGACAAGAGACCAAGCCGAAGUUGACCCGUCAAUGAUCGCAGGUACCGUUAAUGUGUAUAAUAAUUCCGUGUAUGCCCUCAUCGACUCCGGAUCAACGCACUCAUUCAUUUCAUGUACCCUCGUUGCCGAAAUCCGCCUAGUCCGUAGUCAAGCCGAUGCCUUGUUUAGCAUACUUAUUCCUUCCGGUGAUGAACUUAAGUCCAAUUUCAUCAUCAAAUAUUGCCCUAUUCAGAUUCAUAACCAAACCCUAGCCUCCGAUCUGAUCAUUCUACCCAUUAAACAUUUCGAAAUAAUCCUCGGAAUGGAUUGUGUGACACCCAUUUUCUAG